This is a messenger RNA of Morone saxatilis (striped sea-bass), 3792 nucleotides long. RefSeq names its product RALBP1 associated Eps domain containing 1 (gene reps1). Gene Ontology annotation, biological process: endosomal transport; endocytosis. NCBI's taxonomy places the organism in Eukaryota, Metazoa, Chordata, Actinopteri, Moronidae. Bases 601 to 2964 code for a protein of 787 amino acids. Gene Ontology annotation, cellular component: plasma membrane; cytoplasm. The transcript has 18 exons. Gene Ontology annotation, molecular function: protein binding; calcium ion binding. The record is from RefSeq and is a predicted model, not a curated record.
ACACUGGCGGUAGGAAUGGCGGCUAAGAUUACUAACGCUAGAGGAAGGAGCCCAAAGACCAUGAAACUUUACUUCUAGCGGCCCCGCAGAGGAACCUGUGUCCAGCGAAACGCAGUAACAGCAUCCCAUAACGGAGCAAAGGGAGAAGAAGUGCCAUUACGUGAGAUUUCUUGGCGUUAAACGUCCAGACCGAGGAGCUGGACGCACUUUGCGACUCGCUAGUUAGCUGAACGUCGGAGCCUGACUCUGGUUCAGGUAGCGCUUAGCUCAGUAGCCAGCUGUUGGCUACUUUGGCCCCAACAAGUUAACUAAGUGAUUAACUGCACGAAAGCGCUCCUCGUUUGAUUUCUUUUGAAUGGUGACCAGCUGUCUUCGCCCACAGAUAGUAUUGGGGGUUGGUUUUUGUUUACAAGAGAGCGGGAUCAGACGACAACAAGUCGACACAGCAACAUUAUCGCCGCUAACCUCAACGUUAGCUCGCAGGCUAGCUGAGUUGGGCUCCUGAAGUCUCGCCCAUUUUCUUCGGCUCCUGCCCCAGCCAUUGGCUCAGGGCUCAUCGACAGCCAACUAGUCUGGUUUUCAGCUUCGAUCGGUGCUACGAUGGAAAGCCUAACGCUGACUGACAUCGAGCAGAAAUAUUACUCGGAUUUGUUCGUUUACUGCGACACGGACAACACCAAGAAAGUGGCGUCCAAUGGGAGAGUUCUUGACCUUUUCCGGGCGGCCCAGCUACCCAGCGAAGUUGUCCUGCAGAUCACAGAGCUUUGUGGAGCCACUCGGCUGGGUCACUUCGGGCGGAGCCAGUUCUACAUCGCUCUGAAGCUCAUUGCCAUUGCCCAGUCCGGUCUGCCCCUGAGGGUGGAGAGCCUCAACUCGGUCAAAGACCUGCCGCUGCCCAGGUUCGUGGUGGGGAAGAACGAGGCAGAGGCGAGGCACGCGGCGCUGUACCAGGACACAGACAGUCAGGGGUUGUACCCAGCCUCUGCCACUGCAGUAAUACCCAGGCCACCGGGCAGGGGUCUCCAGAACAAGAAAGGUCCCCCAUCGUCAACCUCCCUUCCUGUCCACGAGGUCAUCCAGCCCCUGGCACCCAGCAUAGAGCCACAGCCCGAGCCAACGUCCCCGGUGGUCUCCCCCCACCAGUCUCCCCCCACCUCCCCUCACUCGUGGAGGAAACACAAGCGGCAGCACAGCGGAGGAAACGCAGACAGACAGCCGGUUGUGGCUGCAACCGGAGCUGUGUGGACGCACUUCAGAGAACCACAAGCAGGUCCAGUGCCCGGUGAGGGAAUGUGGCCGUCCCACUCGCCUCCCCCUCCAGGUCAGGAAAGUUGGGUCAGUUUCACAGCAGACACCCCGCCAUCCAGUGCACUCCCAGGAAUGCAUCCCUCGUCAGUCCAGGAAAGCACAACGAUACGAACUGUGGCCUCAGCAGCAACAACCAAUGAGAUCCAGCGACAGUCCAGCGGCUACGACGAUCCAUGGAAGAUCACGGAUGAGCAGAGACAGUAUUAUAUUAACCAGUUCAAAACCAUCCAGCCAGACCUCACCGGCUUCAUACCUGGUAGGAAAAUGCUGACACACACAAAACUUCCUCUGAUGAGAUUCUGCCUGCGACACUGGGAACUGUCAGACUUUGAUAAAGACGGAGCGCUGACCCUGGAUGAGUUCUGCGCCGCCUUCCACCUGGUCGUGGCCAGGAAGAAUGGCUACGACCUGCCCGAGAAACUGCCCGAGAGCCUGAUGCCAAAGCUGAUUGACCUGGAUGACUCAGCAGAGGUCUCGGAGUCGACUGCUGACGUUGGAUACUCGGGCUCCCCGGUCGAGGUCACCCCUAACAAAUCUCCCUCCAUGCCUUCACUCAACCAGGCCUGGCCAGAGAUGAACCAGAGCAACGAGGACACGGCCAUCGUCCACCCAGUCCCCAUCCGGAUGACCCCCAGUAAGAUCCACAUGCAGGAGAUGGAGCUGAAGAGAACUGGCAGCGACCACAACCACCCUACCAGUCCACUGCUGGCUAAACCUCCCGAACUGUCCGAAGAAGCCAAAUUGCCCGCCUCCAUGAAGUUUGUAACUGCCAACACUGUAGGUGAUGGUUACAGCAGUUCAGACUCCUUCACCUCAGACCAGGAACCGAUCACAAGACAAAGGUCUCAGUCGGGUACGUCUCCAGAGGCCCUGAAGGUGGUAGGCCCCCCUCCACCUCCACCCCGCCCCCACCCCUCUCAUUCUCGCUCCUCAUCUCUCGACAUGAACCGCACCUUCGCCGCCACGUCUGCACCCGGACAACCGCAACCCUCUACUAUAGCUUUCCCGCCUGCUGUGCCUCCUCGACCGCUGCCCACACAGGCGUCAGUGCCGCUCCCCGGGCAUCGUGGAGAGGCCGAGGUCGCGCCCGGAGGCGGAGCGGUGCUCACCACCACCUCCCCCCAACAGAUUCCUCAGCAGCCCAAUUUCGCCGACUUCAGUCAGUUUCAGGCCUUCGCUGCAUCCGAACAGCCUUCCAGCCUGCCAGAGGUCGAUAUACACAGUGAGGCUGGACAGGCGGAGAAGUCGUCAGAGGGAGCCGGCCCUUUGAGAACAGUCAAGAGUGAUGGCCAAGCAGAUGAGAGAUCUUCAGCGACUGUCAACUCUGCCAAGGUUUCGUCCGGUCCGCUCGCUCCUCCGCCAAAACCUGUACGCCGAAGGUUGAAGUCUGAAGAUGAGCUUCGACCGGAGGACGAGCAACACGGUCCGCAGAAAUCAAACGUCAUAGCUGCCGUCCUGGCCACUCAGCCCUCCAUCCCCAGGUCAGUAGGAAAGGACAAAAAGGCGAUUCAAGCUUCAAUCAGAAGAAACAAGGAGACGAACACAGUGUUGGCGCGACUCAACAGUGAACUGCAGCAACAGCUGAAGGACCUGCUUGAGGAGAGGAUAUCCCUGGAAGUCCAGCUGGAGCAGCUCAGACCUUUCUCCCACCUUUAACCAACGUGAAGAGGAAACCUCAACUGUAGUUCAUCUGAAGCAACGCUCGCUGUGACUCCCCCUCCAUCGCUCCCUCCCUCCUUCCUUCCUUCCUCCUUCCUUCCACCAUCUCGGCUUUCCCUGGAGGCUCCGACCUGCUGCAGGGUGCUCCGUUAAAACUCUUACGCUCAACCACACACACUUACUGUUCAUAAACCGGAGGGACCUGAGAGCGCAGUCUUACCAAGAGGAGGAGGCAACAGGAGUGUGUGGGGGGGGGGAACUGGCACUUUUCAAUUUUUCUCUAAAGAGAGGUGAACGUGAGGACGACGGCAGACUGAGAAACGGUUCGGAGUGGGAGACAAAGCGCUCCCACUGCGAGUGUGGUCUGAAGACAAACUGCUGGUGUCCGAUACUCUCUGAAUGACUGAAGGAGAAAGGCGGAGUGUGUUUGUCGUGUGUUUGACUGUAUUUGUGCUCCUGUUUUGUGACUUUCUUGAGGCUAGCACCAAUAUGUUUAUUUUCUCUUGGGGUACAGACUCUGCCACACCAAAUUUCUAUUUAAAAUCAGGCAACUUUUAAGUCAAUUUAAACAGUUCAGUAUUUGGGGGAAAUAUACGCUUCUUCGCUCUCUUUAGGCGUAACAUGGGAAGAUCUAUAUCAAUCUUGUGUGUGUUUAUUGCAGAGAUGGAGUCUGGAACUAGCUUAGCUUAGCAUAAAGACUGGAAGCAGAGAGCCUGGCUCUGUCCAAAGUUCAAAAUUACAUCUACCUGCACCUCGAAAAUUCACAAAUUACCGUGUUGUCUCUGGUUUGUUUAAUCCGUAUAAAAACAGAAAAUAAAAACAACU